GGCACUGAAGCGUGUGUGCUUCUCUCUCUUCCACCAGCUGAGGGUGGAGAAAGGGGCUGGGCCCCUGAGAUCACCCCCCCUCCUCCGUGCUCACUCCUCCAAGAAGAAGGGGGCAGGCUCAUCAGGGGAAUUGCAUUCCCACCAAGCUCAAGGAAGGGCACUGGCAAAAAACACAAGAGGUGCUGUGGAUCAGAUGAAGGGACCACCCCGUGCAGCAUUCUGGGUCCAAAACCGGACAACCGGAUACAUCUGUGCCUGAAGUUGAAUGCCAAGCCCGCUGACCCCUCACCUCCCAUUCAGAGGGGCUCUGGGGGCUGCAAUGGAGGAAUGGAGUAUCCUGGACGAACGGCGGAAGGACCUCUAUAGAGAUGUGAUGCAGGAGAAUUACGGGAAUGUCAUCUCUUUGGGCUUCCCCAUAGUUAAACCUAACAUAAUCUCCUGGAUGGAACGAAAAGAAGAACCGCUAGUCCAGAACGAGGAUCUGGACCAAGGACCAGAAGAAAGCAAAAGCAGCAGAGAUGCCCACGCAGACAAUGCAACCACUAGUGAGAAUGAAGAAUGGGAAGAGGAAGAGGAGGAAGCCCACAUACGACCCAAUGGCCCUGCUCCAGAGGAUACCCCCAUGGUCGCCCCACCUGUCCUGGACUGGGAAGUGGCCUGCGAAGCACUGCAGGGCAGUGGGGGUAGCGUCAGCGGUGGUCUCACCAGUGCCAAAGCCAGAGGUGAAAAGCCCUCCCGAGGGAGGCGUCCCUGGGGCAGCCGGCACUGUCACCUAGGCUACCGCCGAAUGGGCGCUGCUCCCCCCAAAUUCUUUGACUGUCCAGACUGUGGGAAGAGGUUCACAUUGAGCUCGCACCUGAUACGACACCAGCGGGUACACACGGGGGAGAGACCGUUUGGGUGCCACUCCUGCACCAAGAGCUUCUCUCAGCGGUCAGACCUGGUGCGUCACGAGCGCACGCACACGGGCGUCAAGCUUUACCGCUGCACCCAGUGUGAUAAAUCCUUCUCGGAGAGCUCCCACCUCAUCCGCCACCAGAUAAUCCACUCGGGUGAGAAACCUUUCAAAUGCAAUGUCUGCGGCAAAUGCUACGGAGACAGCUCCUACCUCACGGUGCACCAGCGAGCCCACACGGGGGCCCGCCCUUACCGCUGUGCUCGCUGUGGCAAGAGUUUUGGCCGGUCCUCCACACUCAUUCGCCACCAGCGCGUACACGGCGACCCCACACCAGCCCCAGGGGAUAAGCCACGCCCCCGGGGCAUCUGGACAGCAUUUGCCCGCCUACCGAGCGAUGAGGAUGGAGACUCUCAACAAAUUCUGUCCCCUCAGAGAUCACUGACAUCCCCCGACCCAUCCCUCACAUCGUCCAUGUUGCCUCUGCCGCCUCCAUCUCACAGGGACCCACGUUCCAUGAGGAUUAUGGGGUGGCAAUGGGGGAUGGAAUAAAGAUCAGAAGUAUGAAUAAAGGGAGAAGCAGCAUUGCUUGUGGCAACCUCUUUCUGGGAAGAGGUUGGCCAGUACAUGGGAUUUGGUUGCCAGGGAAUAACUGGUCCUUAAGAAGAAGAACUGGUGGUGGGUGAUCAAUUGCUAGAUAGGGGAAUGGUUACCAUGGUGAUCAAAGACCUCAUGUUUUUAUAACUAAGAGUUUCUCGAUCACCAGACAAGGUUGGCAGGGGUGGGGCUGGUGACGGCCAAAGGAUGAGAUUAGUUGGGAAACUGGGAUAACCCUAAUACUUUGGUUCCUGGAGGUAAUUCCAUCUCAGGGUUGGAAGGGCACAGGAGAAUAGGACGCUAGAGCAAUGCACUGGUAACCAUGGCAACAGAGCAGGGUUGUUGGAUUACCAUGGGAACUUAGUUGCCAAGGAGAGCAGUGUAUUGGUUACCAGGGUGGUUUGGGGAGCAAUCAGUUGGUUUCUUAGGCUGCCACAGAGAGAAAAACAGUGGUGCAGCAGACACUGAUGAGUUGGGUUACUGAGGUCAGCUGUUUUCAAAAAGAAAGGCAGAGAUAACUGAACUGGCUGUUUAAUACUACCUGCUGUGAGGAAUGUGAACUUGGCGUCUAGAUGGCCCUGGAGAUUUUAGUAAUUCUUUCAUGGUCAGAUGAAGAUGAUAAAAAUGGGGUGUUGUGACUGGUUUCCAUGGCGACUGAAGAAUGGGUGGUUGCAUUAAUGACUACUAGAUUGAGAUGUUAAAAGACUGGCCAGCCAUCUCUCUAACUCUGGUUACUCAAGGAAGCUCAAAACAUAAGCGCUGUUGGGUUGAGGGAGAAGAAGCUAUUGGGUCUUUUGCAUUGGUAGAGAGAAGAACGGCAGCUUGUUUAUCCAGUGGUUGUGUGAAGGCUCAGCUAGGCAUGGCAGUAGGAUGCCUUCACUGUUUAGGAAUGAAGUUCCCUCUGUUUACAAAUACUGGAUGAGCCCAAUCCUGGUUGGGAACCAUAGUGUGGGGGGAGCAGUGCUUGUUGCCGCUGCCUGCGUGCCGUUUUCAAGAGCCCAAAGAAGACACGAGGGCCACUGCUUAAUGGGUAACGCUUCCUGUGGUUCUACCAAGCCUUUGGCCUCUAUUCCAUCUUCAGGAGGAGAAUGCAUGUCAAGAGAGGCCCUGAAGAAUAUGACUGAGGAGACGGUGGGAUGUAUGAGGUGGAUGAAGAAGGUGACUGGACCAUCUUCUCUGAACUCUUGCCUGUACUCGAUGGGGUUUUUACUUCUGGAAAAUGAGGAGAAUUGGGUCGCAAAAGGGAUGCCCCUUGCUUGGAAAGCAGCCAUCUUGUGGAAGAACAAGAAGUAUGGAGACAAUUAAACAUGAUUCAUUGGGGCUGGCUCCCAAAAUGGCAACUAAGUAAUUUUUCCUUCAUCGACUAUUUUAUGCCUGUUUUCCUGGGGUUGGGGGAUUGCUGACUUUUUACAAGAUGACAAAUGUAUUUAUUGAUCCUUCUGUCUUGGCCUUUCUCUUUCCUGCAUUUGUCUCUUAAAAUUAUCUCAUUUAGAAUCUAAAUCAGCUAC
This is a messenger RNA of Eublepharis macularius, 3000 nucleotides long. RefSeq names its product zinc finger protein 436-like. The coding region runs from base 266 to 1447 and encodes 393 amino acids. The record is from RefSeq and is a predicted model, not a curated record. Gene Ontology annotation, biological process: negative regulation of transcription by RNA polymerase II. Gene Ontology annotation, molecular function: DNA-binding transcription repressor activity, RNA polymerase II-specific. NCBI's taxonomy places the organism in Eukaryota, Metazoa, Chordata, Lepidosauria, Squamata, Eublepharidae. The transcript is spliced from 5 exons.